Messenger RNA from Pseudocercospora fijiensis CIRAD86, 1785 nucleotides. RefSeq lists its product as uncharacterized. The record is from RefSeq and is a predicted model, not a curated record. Bases 115 to 1785 code for a protein of 556 amino acids. NCBI's taxonomy places the organism in Eukaryota, Fungi, Ascomycota, Dothideomycetes, Mycosphaerellales, Mycosphaerellaceae. The transcript is spliced from 2 exons.
GCAGGACUCCGGCGUAGCAUUUCUGUGCCACUGCCAUCCCACACCCUUUUCGACACCUCUCCUGGUGCCUAAGGCAUAUCAUAAGGCAUCAGGCUGUAGACUGGAGUCAGAGACAUGGCAGACAACGCAAAUCGUGGGCGCUCCCUUCUGAGAUUUGCAAAUGACUGUGAAGAUGCCGCCGCGGGCCUGCAUCGCUUCCGGGACGCUCUGCCUAGGAAUGCGACGCGAAUUACUGCCGUUGUAGGCGAGCUCUUCGCGAUCAGCUCGGCCUUGAGACAGAUCCACACUGGAGAAGGCAUUCGCAGCUAUGGGCCAUCCUUCUACCGCAUCGACGAUGAUCUGCAACUGGUGUUCCCGUCGUUACAACGUACCGUGCACGACAUCUUCGACAUGUUCGCACGUGCUCACGAAAGGCCAGAACAGACCGUGUGGGAGGACAUGGGCCAUCAACACGAAAGGGUUGAGAAGUUUGGUCUCCUAGAGCGUCUGGAAUGGUAUCGAGACUUUCUAGAUGUUCAGUUCGACAUAUUGCAAGGUCGACCAAUCGCGGAUCCUGAUAACCUCAGGGACCAUAUCGCAGACCUUUUGGAAGCACAGCAGAAGGCAAGACGCCGUGCCAGUCGACAAUCUAUGCCUGUUCCUGAAAAUGACUAUUCUGCAAGCACGCCUCGACCACGACCACGCAGGACAUCAAGACCGACAAUGCCUCCUCGUAUCAACACGCCCAGCACGCCCACUGUAGCAUCUGAUGUGUCUUGGGAGUCCCCUUGGAACCUUACGGCACGACCCUAUGCUCCGGAGCCUCCAGUACCGCCUUUGAUGUUUCCCCCAACUCCAGGUUCACCAAUGUCUCCCAUGUCACCUGUCUUCAGCAACUUCACAUCAAGCUCGUCUCAGACAGCAUCAAGCCACACCUCAUAUUCAACGACCGAUCCAUACGCGCCAUCUGCACUCGUGCACUGGGCCGACGACAUUUUCGACGGUCAACACCCGAACACACAAUAUCGACCCGAUUACCAACUGAGCGAUCGCUCAGCAUGUUAUGGUCAACCCGACCAAUAUGCGCUCGAGCACCUCUCUCGCGACGGGUUUCAAAAGGUCCUAGAACUGCCCUUCGACGAACGAAAGCUCUGGGUCCGGCUCUACUGGCGCCCGAACGACUUCCGCGCACGUCUCCUCAUCCUGAGCCAAACCAGUUCCGGUACCCAACAACACUGCUGCCAGCCUCUCACAGCCCUCAAAAUCAUCCGCCGCGCAUCAACUCUCCAACUAUGCCAAGCCUCAAAAUCCAGCACUCGCUACAAACUCUGGGCCCGUCUAAACUUCCUCCUCCACGAACGCAUGGUCCUCUUCUACUCCACCCUCAUCGCAAUGAAACACCAAGACAAACGCGGAAUCCCUCACACCAGCCUAUCCGACGCCUUCGAACUCGAAACCUCGGACGGAGAAAUCGUCUUCUUCGCAGGCGAAAUCCAACACAACGACAUGCUGCACGCAUUACGAAUUUUUCGAGAUCGCGGUUCCGGCGUCGUUAGACUUGAAGUUUCCGCUUUGCGUGGUCCGAGGAAACAUGUGCCUAUUUGGACGGCUUUUGUUACGAAGUAUUCUGAUGCGGGCGAUCCGGAUUGGUGUCAGUGGGAGGGCAAUGGGAUUGUCAGUUUGGCUGCGAUUAAACCUGCGCCGCCUUAUGUGUUUAUCUCGAGGUAUGAGCCUCCUAAGCAUGGACGGAAUUGGAUUUUGCCGUUUACUACUGAUGAAGGUGAGUUGAGACGUCUUAUACUUUGA